Chrysochloris asiatica (Cape golden mole) is the source of this 768-nucleotide messenger RNA. It is a transcript of the gene MRTO4, whose product is annotated as mRNA turnover 4 homolog (S. cerevisiae). The coding region runs from base 12 to 734 and encodes 240 amino acids. Gene Ontology annotation, cellular component: nucleolus; preribosome, large subunit precursor. The record is from RefSeq and is a predicted model, not a curated record. Lineage: Eukaryota; Metazoa; Chordata; Mammalia; Afrosoricida; Chrysochloridae. Gene Ontology annotation, biological process: ribosomal large subunit biogenesis; rRNA processing; nuclear-transcribed mRNA catabolic process. The transcript has 8 exons. Gene Ontology annotation, molecular function: RNA binding.
UCUUCAGCGUGAUGCCUAAAUCCAAGCGCGACAAGAAAGUGUCCUUAACCAAAACUGCCAAGAAAGGCUUGGAACUGAAACAGAACCUGAUAGAAGAGCUUCGGAAAUGUGUGGACACGUACAAGUACCUCUUCAUCUUCUCUGUGGCCAACAUGAGGAACAGCAAGCUGAAGGACAUCCGGAAUGCCUGGAAGCACAGCCGAAUGUUCUUUGGCAAAAACAAGGUGAUGAUGGUGGCAUUGGGUCGAAGCCCAUCUGAUGAGUACAAAGACAACCUGCACCAGGUCAGCAAGAAGCUGAGGGGAGAAGUUGGUCUCCUUUUCACCAAUCGCACCAAGGAGGAAGUGAAUGAGUGGUUCACUAAAUUCGCGGAAAUGGACUAUGCCCGUGCUGGUAACAAAGCUACGUUCUCGGUGAGCCUGGACCCCGGGCCCCUACAGCAGUUCCCUCACUCCAUGGAGCCACAGCUGCGGCAGCUGGGCCUGCCUACUGCUCUGAAGAAAGGUGUGGUAACCCUGCUCUCUGACUACGAGGUAUGCAAGGAGGGCGACGUGCUGACCCCGGAGCAGGCCCGCGUCCUGAAGCUUUUUGGCUAUGAGAUGGCCGAGUUCAAAGUGACCAUCAAAUACGUGUGGGACGCGGCGUCUGGAAGGUUUGAACAGAUGGGCUGUGACUUGCCAGAGAGCGCAUCCGAAUCGGAAGAAGAGUCAGAAGAAGACGAUGAUGAUGACUGACCGGGGUGCCUGGGACUGAGGCCUCCAGCACGCU